Messenger RNA from Oryzias latipes (Japanese medaka), 3220 nucleotides. RefSeq names its product myosin light chain kinase, smooth muscle. Gene Ontology annotation, biological process: protein phosphorylation. The record is from RefSeq and is a predicted model, not a curated record. NCBI's taxonomy places the organism in Eukaryota, Metazoa, Chordata, Actinopteri, Beloniformes, Adrianichthyidae. Gene Ontology annotation, molecular function: protein serine/threonine kinase activity; ATP binding; protein binding.
GCUGAACAUGUGUGUUUUUGAUUAGCCCUCUGAUAAAACUGUCUGUUUCCUGUGUACUGUGGGACAGAGAGAGCGCAGUGAUUUCAGCGAAAGCAGAGGCUCCUCCUGUCAGCGUUUCAGGGAAUGUGUGAACAGGGCAGGACAAGCAUGAAGCACACAGCGUUUACUCUGGAAAUGCAACGAAAUCAGUGAAAAUCUGAAGCGGAAGUAGAAGCCACACAGAUUUUACCUCCCCUGAAACCUAUCUGCUGACAGAUUCUUUCCACUCAAGGAUGGACAAGGAUGAGGGGAAGCCAAAGACGUAUUUGUCCACCUUUCACUUUGUUCUCAAGCCCCGGGGUCAGCGCUGUGGGGGCAAUCAGAGAGAAAAUGGCCGGGUUACUGCCAACAAGUCAUUGACAGGAAGCAGCAAAGUGGGAGUUUCAUCUGCAGCAGACGCCAAACAGGUGGCGGAUCAGAGAGUUGAGGUGCCAUGCUUCACGGAAAGAGUCCGAAACUGUGCAGUCAGUGAUGGAGGAAGUGUUACAUUUCAGGCUAUAAUCGCAGGUAAACCUCUGGAGGUUUCCUGGCUACACAAUGGUGAGGUGGUGAAUUCAGCAGAGUCUUCCUUCAAAAAUGGCGUCGCCAGUCUGACUUUAACAUGCUGUACGCAUCAAAACGCUGGCGUGUACACCUGCGUGGCGGAGAAUUCUGCAGGAAGGAGGACAAGCAGUGCCGUGUUGCGAAUCACAGCAGCGACAAAGGAAGUCUCCAGAACAAACAACCAUGACCUGCAGAAGGAGGUUACACUCAAGCAUGUGUCAUGUGAAAACACUCAAUUGUCUUUACCUUCCAAAGAGGAAAAGCAGCAAAAAGAAGAAGACAAAGUUGCUGAUUGCAUCCCCCUAUCAAGGUGUGUACCUGCACGAUCUCCUUUCUCUACACUUAUAGGAGGAGCAAACUCUCAAAUAAAAGUUUCCACUAAAAAAGAGCCUGCUGUGGAGUUUGUUGACACACCUGACAAGGUGGAGGUUUGUGUGGGGGAGAAAGCUCAGCUCAGCUGUAAGUUUAGGAGCAGCUCCCUGCCUGUGGUCUGCUGCUGGAUUUUCAACAGAGUUAAGGAGGUGACGGGAGGACCUCGGACAUCAGUCAGGAGCACAGAGAAGCAAAGCUGUGUGGAGAUCACUCAAAGUGUUCAAGAGGACGCAGGAUUGUACACCCUCAUAGUUCGAAACCGAGCCGGUUCUGCUCAGCACACAGUAUCCUUAAGUAUCAUAGACCGACCGUCUCCCCCGGCCUCCCAACCUUUUGUUUCUCGGAAGACCCCUCACUCCCUGGUUCUGUCCUGGAGCGGUCCCAGCUACGAUGGGGGCACUGCUGUGUUGGGCUACAUUGUAGAGAUCAGUCGAGGGGAUUCUGACAAAGCCUGGACAGAAAUAAGCCGGUGUAAGAACACGUCCCACCACAUCCGCUCAGGCCUGGAGCCUCAGGGCCGGUACCGCUUCAGGGUCAGAGCUUACAAUUCAGCAGGGGUCAGUGAGCCGGGCAAAGAGUCUGAGUAUGUGAAGAUGGCAAACUCAACUGAAAAGAAAGAAGAGCCAGCAUCGUACGCCACCGUGACUAUUGACACCCAACACGAUUUUAAAGACCAUUAUGAUGUACACGAGAAACUAGGGGUUGGGAAGUUUGGCGACGUGUUCCGGGUGACCCACAAAGAGACGGGCCAGGUGUGUGCUGGCAAAUUCUACAGAGCUCGGACAUUCAAGGACAAGGUGGCAGCACGCAAAGAGAUCAGGAUAAUGAACAAGCUGCAUCACCCAAAGCUUGUCCAGUGUCUGGCGGCAUACGAGGCCCGCUCUGGGAUUGUCAUGGUCAUGGAGUAUAUUGAAGGCGGGGAGCUCUUUGAGAGAAUCGUGGAUGACAACUUUGAGCACACUGAGCUGACCAGCGCUCGCUACAUGCGGCAGAUACUGGAGGGCAUGCAGUACAUGCACAAGCAGAAGAUUAUCCAUCUGGACCUCAAACCAGAGAACAUCGUCUGCGUGGACACGAACGGCACACAAAUCAAGAUCAUCGACUUUGGCUUGGCUGCCGAACUGGAUGAGGGCAAACCUCUGAUGGUGCUGCAUGGCACUCCUGAGUUUGUGGCCCCCGAGGUGAUCAGCUAUGAGCCGGUGGGGGUGGAGACCGACAUGUGGAGCAUCGGAGUCAUCUGUUACAUUUUGCUGAGUGGAGAGUCCCCCUUUCAGGGGAACAGCGAUGCCGAGACUUUGGCUCUGGUGACGGCUGCUCACUACGAGUUUGACCCGGAGAGUUUUGAAGACAUUUCCGACGAGGCAAAAGACUUCAUCAGCUCUCUGCUGAAGAAGGAUAGAAGGGCCAGGCUGUCAUGUACCGAGGCCCUGUCCCACAUCUGGAUGGCUUCUUUCACGCCUCUGAACCGCAGAGCCACCAAGUCCCUAAAUAAGGAAAAAAUUAAGCGCUUCCUAGCUAAACAGAAGUGGAAGAAAACUGGUCAAGCAGUUUUGGCCCUGAAGCGGAUGGCUCACUUCUCCAACAGGCCAGACUCUGAUGGCAGCACCUCAGACGAGCCGAUAUGGAGCCAGGAAGCAGAGGAGGCCAUCCAGGCGCUGGACAAGCAGCUGCAGAUUGAGCCUCGCUUUCAGCAGACCCUGAGGGACACCACUGCUGCCAGUGGAGCCACGGCUGAGUUAACAUGCUAUGCUGAGGGUUACCCAAAGCCAGAGGUGAGGUGGUUUCAUAAUGAGGAGGCGGUGUGUGACUCGUCCAGAGCGAGCGCACAGCAGCAUGAAGACGGACUCUGUCGUCUGCUUCUGGCCGACCUCCAACUCUCCGAUUCUGGGGUUUAUAAGUGCAAAGCGGUGAACAAGCUGGGAGAAGCAACGUGCUCUGCCAAACUGACUGUAGACCCAUGAAAGAAUGGGACUGGAUGGACUGUUUUAUCGGGUCAGCAUAUGAGCACACCUUCCACUUGGGACACAAAUGUUUUAAAAGGAACACAACUGUGCACACUUUUUUUUUUGUAUUUGUAACUGGCAAAUGUUUCACAAAUGUAAAUUAAAGGUUGACUUUCACAAAGCAUUACCUUGGUGAGGAUAACUUUUGAUCAAAAAUGUGCCUAAGCAAAUCUGCCUUAAAAAUGAUGGCUGAAAACGAGAAAACAAGCCGUUGGUAAAGAAAUAUUUAUUGUUCUGACAAUAAAGCAGUGAAUGAGAUGAAA